AAGAAGCCAUGCAAGUGUCCAUAGCCUGCACUGAACACAACUUGAAGGGCCGGAAUGGAGAUGACAGGCACAGCAAGCAGAACUCUAGUGGCCCUGUGGUCAAUGCUGCCAGGGCCAGGUUCCGUACUGUGGCCAUUAUUGCAAGAAGUCUGGGCACCUUCACCCCUCAGCAUCACAUCUCUCUGAAGGAAUCCACAGCAAAGCAGACUGGCAUGAAAUAUAGGAAUCUUGGAAAAUCUGGACUCCGAGUGUCUUGCCUAGGACUUGGAACUUGGGUUACAUUUGGAGGCCAAAUUUCUGAUGAGGUGGCAGAGCAACUAAUGACAAUUGCAUAUGAAAAUGGAGUAAACCUCUUUGAUACAGCAGAGGUUUAUGCAGCUGGAAAGGCAGAAGUCAUCUUGGGAAAUAUCAUCAAGAAAAAAUGCUGGAGGAGAUCAAGUCUGGUCAUCACAACCAAAUUAUACUGGGGAGGAAAAGCGGAAACAGAAAGAGGUCUUUCAAGGAAGCACAUAAUUGAAGGAUUAAAGGGCUCUCUGCAGAGGCUGCAGCUGGAGUAUGUGGAUGUGGUGUUUGCAAACCGACCAGACAAUAAUACCCCAAUGGAAGAAAUUGUCAGGGCAAUGUCCCAUGUAAUUAAUCAAGGAAUGGCAAUGUACUGGGGGACAUCACGCUGGAGUGCGAUGGAAAUUAUGGAAGCAUAUUCAGUAGCCAGACAGUUCAACCUUAUACCACCAGUUUGUGAACAAGCAGAAUAUCAUCUAUUUCAAAGAGAGAAGGUGGAAAUCCAACUGCCUGAGUUGUAUCACAAAAUAGGUGUUGGUGCAAUGACGUGGUCACCCCUUGCCUGUGGCAUUAUCUCUGGAAAAUAUGAGAAUGGGGUACCUGAAAGUACACGUGCAUCACUAAAGUGCUACCAGUGGUUGAAGGACAAAAUACUGAGUGAAGACGGUCGGAAACAACAAUCCAAACUGAAAGACUUGGUACCAAUAGCAGAGCGUCUUGGGUGCACUUUGCCACAGCUUGCAGUAGCUUGGUGCCUGCGUAAUGAAGGAGUCAGUUCUGUCCUGUUAGGUUCUUCCAAUCCAGAACAACUUGUAGAAAAUCUGGGAGCUAUUCAGGUUCUUCCAAAGAUGACAUCACAUAUUGUGAAUGAAGUUGACAACAUUUUGGGAAACAAGCCAUACAGCAAAAAGGACUACAGAUCAUAACCCACUGCAUGAAGUACGGACUGCAUGGUUAUACUACUGCCCUGUAUAUAGUACUGGAAGCCGAUGUUUAAUGGAUUCCCUUGCUCCAGUACUUGUCAUGAUCGGAGAUUGCUACCACUUGACUCCUAAAAUUAGAAGCACAUAUGAGAAACUCUAAAGUUUGACUAUUCUUUGUUCCUGUUUCUUAACAUUUAACAACUUCAUGCAUACUGCUUAUGCAUGGAUAUUAAGAAAGCCUUUUUAACAUGGCAGGAGAGGUUCUAGGACUUUUCGAAUGGAAAGAUUUUAAAGAAGACGGUUGUAAUAUGCAAUAUGUUUUAUUACUAGAUUGUUGUCCUUCGAGGUCAGUAGGGGAAAUACAUUAUAUAUUAUAUCAGGAAAUAGUUUUACAAAACUAUGCAUCAGCCUCAGAUAUGGUUAUUAAUACUUAUUCUUUUCAUUUGAAAAAAAAAA
Messenger RNA from Rana temporaria (common frog), 1661 nucleotides. It is a transcript of the gene KCNAB1, whose product is annotated as potassium voltage-gated channel subfamily A member regulatory beta subunit 1. Bases 9 to 1208 code for a protein of 399 amino acids. Gene Ontology annotation, molecular function: potassium channel regulator activity; transmembrane transporter binding; voltage-gated potassium channel activity. The transcript is spliced from 14 exons. Gene Ontology annotation, cellular component: extrinsic component of cytoplasmic side of plasma membrane; voltage-gated potassium channel complex; cytoplasm. The record is from RefSeq and is a predicted model, not a curated record. Lineage: Eukaryota; Metazoa; Chordata; Amphibia; Anura; Ranidae. Gene Ontology annotation, biological process: potassium ion transport; transmembrane transport; negative regulation of delayed rectifier potassium channel activity.